Molecule: messenger RNA, 5717 nt
Organism: Bombina bombina (fire-bellied toad)
Lineage: Eukaryota; Metazoa; Chordata; Amphibia; Anura; Bombinatoridae
Gene: HBEGF
Product: heparin binding EGF like growth factor
Exons: 5
Coding region: 158-742 (194 amino acids)
Biological process (GO): positive regulation of mitotic nuclear division; epidermal growth factor receptor signaling pathway; positive regulation of cell population proliferation
Source: RefSeq, a predicted model, not a curated record
CAGACGUGUUUCACUCUGGCCAAGGACAGCUACUGUACUCGCACUGCUCGCAUUCUAUUGAACUGCAUGGAGCGCAGGCACGAAGCUGUGCACAACUGUCUACUGCAGCUCACAGCCGCUCUCCUCACACACUUUGUUUAGACUCUGUCCGGGUAUCAUGAAGUUACUCAAACUCCUCUUGGUGAUUCUCAUUGAAGUUUCCUACGUGACUGUGUUUGGGGCAGUCAUCGAACCUCAACAGAAUGAAGUUUUCCACAAAACCACAAGUGAAUUUGCAGCUGUUGGUGAAAGCCACCACUAUGAAGAUAAAAAAGUGCUUGCAAUAGAAAAUCAUAUUCUUGCACUACCAGGAGCUGUGUCUUCCUCAAAACCGGAAGAUGUGACAAGACAGACUAAAGGUCAAAAGAAAAAAAGGAAAGGCAAAGGAAAGAAGAGGGAUCCUUGUCGGCGAAAAUUCAAAGAUUUUUGCAUUCAUGGAGAAUGUCGAUAUAUGAAAUUAGAGAAGACGCCAUUCUGUGUGUGCCAAGAAGGAUAUCAUGGGCAAAGGUGCCAUGCACUUAGCCUUCCACUGGAAAAACCUUUAUAUACUUAUGAUCACACAACCGUGUUAGCUGUAGUCGCUGUUACACUUUCAUGUUUUUGUUUAAUAGUAAUAUCAACAUUACUAAUACUACGGUACCAUAAAAGAGGUGCUUACAAUGUGGAAAAUGAAGAGAAAUUCAAAUUUGGAAGUGCUGCGUAGAUGAUUCCACUGAUUUAAAUUGUUGAUAAUUAAUUAAUGUUCACAUUGGACUAGACUAAGUUAUGGGCUUCUGACUCAUAUUUUUUAACUCUGAAUUGUGUCCCCAUAUAUGAAGGAACCAACAUCUGAGAACAAGAUGGAAUCUGUUUGUUUCUUUGCUACAGAUCUGUUAAGUGGGUGUAUACUGAAUUUUAAAGUUAGAUUGGAAUUUCUGAUAUAACAGAAUUUUUAGACAUUCAUAAAAUCCAUAUUUAUAAAAUUGAGCUAAUUCAUCAUUUAUACAAUUUCUAUUGCCAACACAUGAUGUAUGACGUAUUCAUGUUUUUAAUCACUUGGAUGAUUUACAAUGUGUUUUCUAGCACUAAAGAAUAUAAUUGUUAAGAACAUUAUGAAGAAUAUUUUUAUAGAGUAUUUUAUAUUGUCAUGGUCAGUAUAUAUGUGAGUGGUGUCAACAUCUAUUGAAAUGUGGUUGGUUGAAUCUUUAUAUUAUAAUUGUGUUAACAAAAUAUGAAGAGAAGGUAAAGAAUGUGGUCUUUAGUUGGUAUCAGUUAACCGUUUUUUAAAAAAGUGCAACAAACUAGAAUAACAAAAUGGUUUAUUUUGGAAAAAGCAAGUGUGCAAAAAAUACAAAGUGAAAUCAAGUUUUGUUCUUUUUACUUUAAUUCAUCACAGUUAUUAAUACAUGAAACUAGUUGGGCAUAUUUUGUGGGUUUUUUUAAAAUAUUUUUCUGUUGCACAUAUUGCCCACUAAUGUCAUAAUUGUAUGUCUUUUUUUUUUUUACUUUCAACCAAGAAAAAUACACAUCUAACCAUAAAAUUAUAUUUUAAUAAAAGUCCAUAGGAACAGAGUAAGAACUAUACUGGUACAUUACUGAAGAUGUCAUAAAUAAUAUUGCACUCUAAUCAAAUGUUAAAGGGAUUAAAUCUAAAAGCAAUAUGAAAAUGAGACAUUGGGGCCGAUUUAUUAAAGUGCGGACAGACAUGAUGUAGACACGGAUGUAGCCUAUCAUGUGUGGACAGACAUGAUGUAGACACGGAUGUAGCCUAUCAUGUCCGCCACACAUCGAUAAAUGCCGACAGCAUACGCUGUCUGCAUUUAUCAUUGCACAAGCAGUUCUUGUGAACUGCUUGUGCAAUGCCACCCCCCGCAAAUUUGCGGACAAUCGGCCGUUAGCAGGGGGUGUCAAUCACCUUUAUCGUAUAGAAUUGGGUGGAUUGAUGUCUGCAGUCUCAGACCAGGCGGACAAGUUAUGGAGCCGCGGUCUUUAGACCGCUGCUUCAUGACUUCUUUUUCCGGCGAGCCUGAAGGCUCGCACGGAAACAGGGGCAUCAAGCUCCGUUCGGAGCUUGAUAAUUCAGCCCCAAUAUCUUGAAAACAUCUUUUCCAUUCCUGGUGGCAAAUACUACGGACUCUUUAAGUUUCAUUUUUGCCGUAACUUUAACCUUGUGGAUAAGGAGGUUGUGUUUGAUGCCCACAGCAGACUGUUUUAGCAGGACAUGGAACUCCGUUUUUUGUUCUUUCAUGAUUAAGAUAGAGCAUACAGUUUUAAACAACUUUCCAAUUUACUUCUAUUUUCUAUUAUCAAUUUUGAUUUGUUCUCUUGGUAUUCUUUAUUGAAGGAGCAGUAAUGCAUUACUGCAGUAUUUCCCAAACUGGCUGCACAUAUAUGCCUCUUUUCAUUGGGAGCUAGCUGAACACAACAGUAAGCCAAUGGAAAGAGACAUAUAUGUGCAGCCAGCAAUCAUCAGCUUGCUACCAGCUCCCGAGUCUACCUAGGUAUGCUUUUAAACAAAGAAUUCCAAGAGAGUAAGCAAAUUAGAUAAUAGAAGUAAAUUGAAAAGUUGUUUAAAAUGAUAUGCUCUUUCUGAAUCAUCAAAGAACAAUUUGGGGAUUCAUGUCCCAUUAGCUGUCACACACAAUCCAGGUGUCUUAAGACUAUCUUAAAGGUCAUGAUACCCACAAUUGAAACAUGUCAUUUCAGUUCUGUAUAUAAGUAUUUUUGCAAUUCAAUUGUAUUAUCAAAAAUGCUUUUAGUAAAAGUGAAAGUUUUAACUGCUCACAGGCUAGAAGAGAAUAUGUGCAUACGAUCCUUAGGCAAAGCAAAACUCUCACUGAAACAACUCGCUUUUACUAGAAAAGAUGUUGCUAAUACAAGGAUAGUGCAAAAAAAUGCUUUAGUUCAAAGCUGAAUUGCUCUUUCAUUUUGACUUUCUUGUCCCUUUUUAAGUAGUUGCUUAGCCAGUGAAAGGAGCCUUAUAGGUUAUGGUUGCGCUGGAAAGUAAAUGCAACUGUAUUUAUGCCAUUUUUGCUCUUGAAUUAUUUUUCUCUUAUUGUUACACCAUGAGGUUGGCACUUUGUUUUGAAGCAAACAUAAGCAUAGUAUUAUACAAAUACAACUUAUAGCGCAAAGAAACUGUAAAAUGAACUUGUAUUACAUUAUUCCUACACAAGCUAUGAAUGCAAGAUAAAUGGGGCACGUGUUAAAUAAUCCUUACAAAGGUAUCUUUAAUGCAGCUGGGUUACUGCAUCUUAUCAUUGAAACAAUAUAGGUCAGUUAAAACUUUUUCAACUGAAAUAAACUCCACGUUGUGCCUCAAACCCAAAAAUGGGAAUAUUUAAACUAUUUAAAAAGGAUGUAGAUUUUCUAUUCUAUGCCAUGUUUAUAAGCUCAGAUUUCAUGUAAAAUCUGUGUAUUACUGGCACAUAACCCACAUGUUCAUAAUGUAGUGUUAUUCAAUAUUUACCUUUUAUUAAGUAGGGUCUGCAGUCUGUGCAUUAUGAUAUCAUCAGGAAUAGCACAAUUGUUUUUGGGUUGGAAAAGUUCAGGAUUGCAAAAAAAGAAGGGUGGAAGCUGUGAAAAAUGUAUCACUCUGAUAUAUGAACACAUCUAAAUUCCCCCACAUUAUGGGACAGAUUACAAGUGGCGCGCUUAACUGUUUCGCACAAGCAAUAUCGGGUUUAUCACGGCUGUUUGUGCACUUUGGAAAUAGCGCUCAUUAUCUCAUAUUACAAGUUGAAAGUAAAUGCGAACAUAUAAACGCAAACGUGAUUUAUGCUAGAAUGAUUACUGUGACCUCAGAGCUCUGGUAAACUGUUACGCAAAACUACAAAGGGCCACAAAACAAUACAUUGAAAAGUACAGUUACACUCAUAACAACAGUAUCUAAUAAAAAAAAUAUUUUAAAAAAUAUUGCAUAAAAAAGUUUUAAGGACUCAAAGAUAUAUUAUAUAUGUUAAUAUGUGUGUACAUAUGCAUUUAUAUGUGUAUUUAUGAAUUUACAGGCAUAAAUACACAUAUAAAUACAUAUGUAUACAUAUAUAUAUAAGUGUAUUGGAGCCCUUUGAGGUAGGUAGUAGAUGAAAACAUGAAAAAGCAUAUGUAUGCAAUAUUCAUAUUUAAUAAAGUGUUAUACUGUGUAUUUUCUGUAAAUAUUUCACAUAAAGAUAUAUAUAUAUUUUACACAAAUAUAUAUAUAUAUUUGAAGAACAUUGGAAUGGGAAAUAUUCAUAAAGGUUAGCUCACUUGAAAAAAUGCGAUCAUGUUUUGGCGCGAGUAGGGUGUUUUUCCACUUUUUCGCUCUCCAUUGAAGUCUAUGGGGGAAUAUGUUAAAGUGAGUGAAAUAUUCAAAGUUCGCCUUUUUGCAUGCGUCGAGUUAGCACGCGAGUGUAAAUGUUUUACUUUCAACUUGUAAUACAAACGCUACCUAACGCACACAAAAAGCUUACUUCUAGCUAAGUUAAUGCGUGAGCAAGAGCAAUAAAUAGCGCACCACUCAUAAUCUAGCCCUAUGUGUUGUAUGCAUUUAUGAAUCUUUUACCUUAAAGGAAGGGACAUGAUACCCAAAUAUUGAAUCACUUGAACAUCUCUAUGUAAAAAAGGAAGAUAUUUUACCUUAAUGUUUCCUCAGUAGCCGCAUCCCUCUGUAAAAUUACUUUAAGCAGUCAAUCAGGAUGCUUGCCCUGGACUUGUAAAAGAGUGUGCAUCUGGCACAUGCAGGUACAUUAUUUCCCUCCUCAGUUUAAGGAAGUUUGCUUUAAAAUCUUGUGAGAUUUGAAUGAAAUCCCACAAGAUCCCCUAAAAACUCAGCACUGAAAAAGAUAAGCCUUUUUUUUUCACCAUGCAGAGAGUAGCCCUGUAUCACACAGCACUUACUCUGGUGAACUAAAGAAAGUUUGAAGUCAAAUAUCUUCCUUUUUUAUAUAGAUAUGUUCAUGUGAUAUUUUCUAGUCAGCUACAGUUAUGCUGCUUAACUCUUAAUUAAUUUAGCAUAUGAGUAACAUGUACUUUUAAAAAAAAUUUCAGUAUUGCAUUAUGAACUUAUCUACUAACACAAGUUUUAUUUUUAAUACGACAUUCUCUAUUUUUUUCUGAUAUAGGGUAAAAACACUACUGCCAAAGAAUUUACAGUAUUCACUGGAAAAAAGCACUCAGGCUAAUUUGAAUAAAAUGUGCAGUGCAGCGAUCCUAUCAAACACCUCCCAUUGUUCGUUUUUAUACAAAUAUUUAUAAACAAAAGCAGUGUUACAAUUUUUGUAUUACAGUUAGAUUCAUGGGUGUAUAUAGUUAAAUUAUAAUGGAAAAAAAUGAGCCAUUGUUACAUUUUAACAAUAUAUUUAUGUGUUAAAUGCAUAUGUCAGCAUUAUAUUUAUUUAAAUAUAUUUUAUUUCUCUGAAUUAAACCGUUUCCUUUUCGUUUUAAUAUUGUACUUGUCAAUAAAGUUUAAAAUGUGGUAUCUGUUUUACAAAUCAUGUAUAGCAAAAUUAACUUAUAUCCAUUAACUCGCAGAAAUCAGUCAAUUUAGGUAACAUUUAUUUUGUGAAUAAUGAUACAGGAUGGAGAAUCAUAAUUAUUUUUAAUUAUUGCAUAAUAAAUGUUCAACAUAUACAAUUUUUUCUGUGAAAACUGAAAUAGUCUUUACAUAAAUGUUUGUAUUUCAUUUAUAUUUUAAUAAAAACAUCAGUGGUACUUUUUAA